AGAAUCUACAUCUGACAACUGCUCGAUUGGGUAGUUGGGAAUUAUUGAGAAUUGCCCUGCUGUCACGUAAACGUCAUCAAAAGUAAAAUAAAAAAUAUUGCCGGUGUGAAAACGUGAGACCAUCCCUGCUUGUUUGCGCAAGUAAUAAUUGUAAAGUGGCGUUGAAUGUGAAUUCGGGGUUUCCUCGAGCUUCAACUGUUGGUGACCAUUGUUCCAACGGAUGGUGCGGGAUUCCAUACGUAAAUGUCCACUCAGUUUUUUCUCAACUUCCUCAGUAGAUUAGUGCCUCCUAGAGUUGGCGGUCCCGUUGCAGUGCGACACAUUUUCACCCUAGUACCUCCUGGUAGCAUUCAAUUUAUCAGCUGUUCGUCCGCGCAAAAAUUAGUUACUAAACUACAGAACCCUCAGCAUCACGAACGAAAUUCGAUAUCGGCACAUCGACGUCUGUACGCGGCAAAAGCGAUCCACCAGAGCGAAACAUCGACAAAGCCUUUCAAUUGGGGUUCGAACAAAAAGCACCGGGACGUGAAGCUUCGCCUCCAGCUGUUGGAAAACAUGACUGACCCAAAGAUUGAAGAACAGUUGGCGCCUUUGCGCGAAGCUGUAAAAGAGCAGGGAGACUUGGUUCGCAAGCUGAAAAGUGAAGGUGCGCCAGAAAUCGACGUGAAAAAAGCGGUCAACGAGCUCAAAGCGCGCAAAAAAGUGCUGGAGGAUCGCGAACUAAGUCUAGCGCCUCAAGUCGCCAGUUUCGAUCGGGCACGCAUGGAAGACCUUCUGAAACGGCGCUUCUUUUACGAUCAAAGUUUUGCCAUUUACGGUGGCAUCACGGGCCAAUAUGACUUCGGUCCGAUGGGCUGUGCGUUGAAAUCAAACAUGAUUAACACGUGGCGGCAAUUUUUCGUGCUCGAAGAACAGAUGCUCGAGGUGGACUGUUCGAUCUUAACACCGGAGCCGGUUCUGAAAGCGUCGGGGCAUGUGGACCGCUUUGCCGAUCUUAUGACGAAGGACGUGAAAAAUGGCGAAUGUUUCCGAUUAGAUCAUUUGAUUAAGAAUCAUCUGGAGAAAUUGGCAGCUGCCAAGGAUGCCACGGCUGAGUUGAAGGACGAGUGCACGGAUAUCGUGAUCAAGCUGGACGGUAUGACGAAGGACGAGAUGGCAGCCAUCAUGCGGAAGUACAGCAUGAAAUCACCCAUCACUGGCAACGAUCUAACGGAGCCCAUUGAGUUCAAUCUGAUGUUCGGCACACAGAUCGGUCCAACAGGCUUAGUUAAAGGUUUCCUGCGUCCCGAAACGGCUCAGGGCAUUUUCGUGAACUUUAAGCGUCUGCUCGAGUUCAAUCAAGGCCGCUUACCGUUUGCUGCUGCUCAAAUCGGCAACAGCUUCCGCAACGAAAUUUCACCCCGUUCCGGGUUGAUUCGUGUGCGUGAGUUCACGAUGUGCGAAAUAGAGCACUUCUGCGAUCCUCUAGCGAAAGAUCAUCCGAAGUUUGAGAAUGUUGCGGACACGUUAAUGACGCUUUAUUCCGCAUGCAACCAAAUGGAUGGAAAGAGUGCGCAGCAGAUCCGUAUCGGGGAUGCGGUUGCCAGUGGACUGGUAGCAAACGAAACACUUGGCUACUUUAUGGCGCGCAUUCAAAUGUUCCUGCAUCGUAUCGGAAUUUUGCCGGAUCGGUUACGCUUCCGUCAACAUAUGGGCAACGAGAUGGCACAUUAUGCGUGCGAUUGCUGGGAUGCGGAAUGUUUAACAAGCUACGGAUGGAUCGAAUGUGUCGGUUGUGCCGAUCGGUCUGCGUACGAUCUGACUCAACACACGAACGCAACCGGUGUAAAGUUGGUCGCCGAGAAGAAAUUGCCCGCACCCAAAACCAUUGAGGUGACCGAGGUAGUGCCGAACAAGGCCGCAAUAGGAAAGGCAUUUAAAAAGGACGCCAAAGCCAUCACGGAAGCGCUGGCAAAACUUAGCCUCGGAGAAGUUGUGACUAUUGGAAAGAAUCUUGAUGAAAAUGGCGCACACACGCUGGGUAUCAAUGGGACCGAUGUGCAGCUAACCAAUGAUCUGAUUGCCGUUAAAACUACCUCGAAAACGGUACACGUGGAGGAAAUUACUCCAAGCGUAAUCGAGCCUUCGUUUGGCAUUGGACGCAUCAUGUAUUCGCUGCUGGAGCACAGCUUCCGGAUGCGAGACGGGGAUGAGCAGCGCAGUUACUUCUCGUUGCCACCAGUAGUGGCUCCAUUAAAAUGUUCGGUUCUUCCGCUGAGUAACAAUACCGAGUUUGCUCCGUUCGUGAAGAAGAUUUCGAUGGCUUUAACAUCCGUAGACGUGUCGCACAAGGUGGACGAUUCUAGUGGAUCGAUCGGUCGUCGUUAUGCGCGUACGGAUGAGAUUGCAAUUCCGUACGGUAUAACGAUUGAUUUUGAUACGCUGAAGGAACCGCACACAGUGACGCUCCGCGAACGAGACUCGAUGAAGCAAGUUCGCAUUGGGUUGGAUGUAGUGGCGAGCACGAUCCGCGAUUUGGCUACCGGACGUAACAGCUGGUCCGAGGUGGAACAGAAGUAUCCACGUUUUGAGCAGCAAGAAGCGACCGCCAAGUAAAGCAAAAUACAAGCUGAAGUAUGCAUUUGAAAACGAAAAUGACACUAAAAGCUUAAGAAAAAAAAUCGCCUUUCUCGCGCGCAGUGGUGAUUAUUGGAGAUUUGAAAAUAUUUAAUUUACAUCAUGCUUUAAUUAUUAAGCCGAGGUACAGUUUCGUUCACGCAGUAUGUAUGCGCCGCAGAAAUUACACUUAAAAUAAAGUUUUGUUCUUAAUUCCUCA
This is a messenger RNA of Anopheles funestus (African malaria mosquito), 2815 nucleotides long. RefSeq names its product glycine--tRNA ligase (gene GlyRS). The record is from RefSeq and is a predicted model, not a curated record. Lineage: Eukaryota; Metazoa; Arthropoda; Insecta; Diptera; Culicidae. Gene Ontology annotation, biological process: mitochondrial glycyl-tRNA aminoacylation. The coding region runs from base 244 to 2595 and encodes 783 amino acids. Gene Ontology annotation, cellular component: mitochondrion; cytoplasm. The transcript has 4 exons. Gene Ontology annotation, molecular function: ATP binding; glycine-tRNA ligase activity.